Molecule: messenger RNA, 1457 nt
Organism: Quercus robur (English oak)
Lineage: Eukaryota; Viridiplantae; Streptophyta; Magnoliopsida; Fagales; Fagaceae
Product: protein MITOFERRINLIKE 1, chloroplastic
Exons: 1
Coding region: 91-1194 (367 amino acids)
Cellular component (GO): mitochondrial inner membrane
Molecular function (GO): S-adenosyl-L-methionine transmembrane transporter activity
Source: RefSeq, a predicted model, not a curated record
AACCUCCAAUUUCAUUUUUCAUUGAUUCGAAAUCCCUCAGCCUCAGGUGUAAAAAAGAAGCAGAACAAUUCACUGAUUCAGAAUUUGAUAAUGGAUACCAGAAUAUCCACGACCACCUCCAAUGACUAUCCAAACCCACACCCAGAUUUCACUUCUCUCUUCACCAACCUCACCACCACACUCAUCUCUCACCCCAAACCCAAAACCCACCAUCUCUCUUUCGCAUCCAUUUCCUUAAAACCCACAGCAAGACCCCCAAAACCCCAAACCCAAAUCCUCAAAACCCUCUCCGUCCUCGAACGCGCCUUCAUAGGCGCAGCCGGUGGAGGCAUUGCUGGCGCCUUCACCUACGUAUGUCUUCACCCACUCGACACAAUCAAAACCAAACUCCAAACCAAAGGCGCUUCUGACGUUUACGCAAACACCUUCGAUGCAGUCAUCAAAACCUUCCAAUCCAAAGGCAUUUUGGGAUUCUACAGCGGCGUUUCCGCUGUAAUUGUUGGUUCAACCGCUUCUUCGGCGGUUUAUUUCGGUACUUGUGAGUUUGGGAAGUCGUUGUUGUCGAAAUUCGACAACUUCCCUACGGUUCUCAUUCCCCCAACUGCUGGGGCAAUGGGAAAUAUCUUGUCUUCAGCGAUUAUGGUCCCUAAAGAGUUGAUCACGCAGCGAAUGCAAGCUGGCGCGGUGAAAGGGCGGUCGUGGCAAGUUUUGUUGAGUAUUUUGGAGAAGGAUGGUGUGUUGGGUUUGUACGCAGGUUACUCUGCCACAUUGUUGAGGAAUUUGCCUGCUGGGGUUUUGAGUUAUUCGUCUUUCGAGUACUUGAAAGCUGCGGUGUUGAGGAACACCAAUAAGCCUUAUUUGGAGCCUAUUCAGAGUGUGUGUUGUGGUGCAUUGGCUGGUGCUAUAUCUGCUUCGAUCACUACGCCGCUUGAUGUGGUGAAGACUAGAUUGAUGACUCAGGUUCAUGGGGAGGCUGUGAAUAAAGUUGCAGCAGUUGCGUAUAGUGGGGUGGUUGCCACUGUGAAGCAGAUAUUGAAGGAGGAAGGGUGGGUUGGGUUCACUAGAGGAAUGGGGCCAAGGGUUGUUCACAGUGCGUGUUUUUCGGCAUUGGGGUACUUUGCCUUCGAGACUGCUAGGCUUGCAGUGUUGCAGCAGUAUCUCAAAAGGAAGGAGAAGGAAUUCUCUGUUGCUUAAUUUUAUUGGGUUCUGUCAAUGUUCAUUGUCAAGUGACAUCUCAUAAAAUUGGAACCACACAGACAAGAUUAACAUAGCAUUGGCCCCUAAUGUCCCAUAUCGAUGUGUCAAUUGCCUCCUAAUAAGUUUAUGGUGAUGUCUCUUUACCUUUGAAUUCCUUUUUUUACAAAAUUUUAUCUUAGAAAGUUUAUUAAUAGCUGAUCUUUACUUGUGCAUUUUGUAUUCAUUUCACAUAAAAUGGCACUUCAAUAGUUUUCUGAUUC